UACUUUUGAGCACCUCGAACUCUUUUCGCUGCUUUCUCUCGCUACCGGCCUCGCCGAGUAUCUCUUCUAUUGCUAGCUCUUCUGCGAGCGAAGCACAGUUAAUGGAAGAAGAGAAGCAGCAUGACAUUCUGGAAGAAGGGGAAAUAGGCACAACAGUUGAAGAAGAAGAAGAAGAAGAAGAAGAAGAGCAGGAAAAAUCGAACCCGAUCAACGGCGCAUCAACAGAGAGCUUCUUCGACGCGCAUCCGUGGCCGGUGUUUAGAUUUGACAUUCCUCCUCGGAGGGCCUACCACUUUGCCCAACAGUUCCGAGGCGGCUCGAACCCUCAAAACUUCCUCAAAAGCGUCAAAUGGUCCCCUGACGGCUCUGCUUUUCUCACCAGUUCUGACGACCAGUCUCUCCGCUUGUUCUACCUGCCCGAAGAUGCCUACUUCAAUACUGGAAAGCUCGAAGAAUGUCAAAUUUCUCAAGAUUCCUAUUCUUCAGCUCUUACAGUGAAUGAAGCAGAGAUGGUAUACGAUUACUGUUGGUACCCUUACAUGUCUAUGUUGGAUCCUACCACCUGUGUGUUUGUCAGCACAACAAGAGACCAUCCUAUUCAUCUUUGGGAUACCAUUUCUGGUGAGCUUCGCGGCACUUAUAGGGCAUACGAUGCCAUGGAUGAAAUAACUGCAGCACUUUCAGUCUCAUUCAACACAUGCGGUGCUAAACUCUUUGCUGGAUACGAUAAACACAUCAGAGUUUUCGAUGUGCAUCGUCCUGGUCGGGAUUUUGAGCAAUAUUCUUUGGCUAAAGUGGAUGCCGGAUCAUUAGGUAUUGCAUCGUCAAUUGCCUUUUCUCCCACUUAUAGUGGGAUGCUCGCAGUUGGCUCAUAUAGCCAGACUACUGCACUAUAUGCGGAAACUAACAUGGAACUUUUAUAUGUUUUGCAUGGUCAAAUGGGUGGGGUUACCCAGGUCCAAUUUUCCAAGGAUGGAAACUAUCUAUAUACUGGGGGGAGGAAGGAUCCGUACAUAUUAUGUUGGGAUAUUCGAAAUACUGUUGGUGUUCUCUACAAAUUGUAUAGGUCUUCAGAAUCUACAAAUCAACGGAUAUCUUUUGAUAUUGAACCUAGUGGAAGGCACCUUGGUACAGGUGGACAGGAUGGUAUAGUUCAGAUAUAUGACCUUCAGUCAGGAGAGUGGGUGUCUGGGUUUCAAGCUGCAUCUGACACUGUUAACUGUUUCUCUUUCCAUCCAUCCGUGCCAUUGGCUGCAACAUCUUCCGGAAAUCGUAGAUUUAUCUUGCCUGGCAAUGUCGAGGAUAGCUAUAGCUUAAGUG
Dendrobium catenatum is the source of this 1320-nucleotide messenger RNA. RefSeq names its product telomerase Cajal body protein 1. The record is from RefSeq and is a predicted model, not a curated record. NCBI's taxonomy places the organism in Eukaryota, Viridiplantae, Streptophyta, Magnoliopsida, Asparagales, Orchidaceae. Gene Ontology annotation, molecular function: protein binding.